GCAAGCCUCGAGCAGUAUCGUGAGGACAUUCUCCAGCAAGUGACCAAAGAUGUGGGCAGUAUCACCAGUGAACUGACUGCUGACCUGGACGGCCUUUCAAACGAUGUCAGCACUCAUCUGAAGCAACUCACGAGAACUGGCGAGCCCUUGCAGAGGCCUUUCAACGCAGAAACACUGGUGGUUCAAGUCAAACACGGUGGCGAUGGGUCCGAAGCUCAAGAAGAGGUCUUGCUGCAGGCGCGCAUGGCCGAAUUUCAUCAUUCAAGACAAGAAAAGCAAAAGUUACUAACUGACCUUUGGGAUGAAUGGGAAACAAUACAGAUGGACAUCAUCGCUCUCGCUGCCGAAGUGUGUGGAUCGAGGGCGAUCAGCCUGAGCCAAGAACAAAAGGACAAUAUGAGAGAGGGUCAACAGCAAGAGUUUGAUAUUGCUCUCGUGAAUGGACAACAAUAUCACAAUGAAACAAGAGAUGACCUCACUGGCUUGCAUCGAGAUCUUCAAGGUCUUGAGGAGGUGCUUGUUGAAACCACAACCAAGACCAAACGUGCAGUGGCGGAAAUGCAACAACAAUAUAAAUUCCAGAGGACCAAAUUGUUCAAAGACCUUCACCGCCAUAUGGAAUUGCUUGCAUCGCUUUAG
This is a messenger RNA of Exophiala aquamarina CBS 119918, 639 nucleotides long. RefSeq lists its product as uncharacterized. Lineage: Eukaryota; Fungi; Ascomycota; Eurotiomycetes; Chaetothyriales; Herpotrichiellaceae. The transcript is spliced from 2 exons. Bases 244 to 639 code for a protein of 131 amino acids. The record is from RefSeq and is a predicted model, not a curated record.